AUGAAGUCGUACCUAGUAUACGUGCCUGGAGACGUUCAAUCAAUUGAAAUUGGUAUGAAGCACAUCAUCAACCUGUUCAGUUAUUCCACUCAACACGCCCGUCAUAAUGUAUUGAAUAAUCACGCCAAAUACAUACACACUCAGUUCAGAAAAAGGGCGAAUAUGUUCGAUCAUUGUCGACCAAUAUCAAUAGAUAAUCUCUAUGGUUCAUUAACGGUUAAUACCAAUCACAGUUCAUUAUGUCCCCAACCACGACAAUGGAUAUUCUUCUAUGAUUAUGGCUACACAUUAUUCAUUCGCUUAAUUAAUAUAACUCAGUUAUUAUCUCAGUCAUAUUUAAUAAAAAUCUUUUCGAUUGUAAAUCAAGACAAACGACUUAUCUAUGAUUCAACAAAUACAACCGAUGUACAUAAUGAAAUUCAAUUCGAUAUUCGAGAAAAUUACUCGAGGGUGUUAAUAGAAUUGAUAUCACUUAAAAGGAUCAGUGCGCAACAAACUUCGUUUAUUAUCGAUUAUGCCUUCCGAGAUAUUGCUCAUUCACGGUUCGGUCGACAAAUCCUUCAAGAUAACUCAUCUUCAUCAUCCUUCAAUGCCAAUCAACCAUCAUUUAUUGCUUUAAUUUGUAUUAUCGCUGUCCUUCUAAUUGCGAUCAUCAUCACUCUGACUGUCUUCUGUUAUCGUCAUUGUUCGUAUCGACGUCAGUCGAAAAAACGCUACAAAAUUCGUCAUACCUCAAGUGAACAACAGUCUACUGAUCAAACGCAUCUAGCUGCAUCCAUAACACCUUCGUCUGCUUCGUCAAAUUCGAUUCGAUCAACUCGACAUUCGUCCUCGCACCAACAUCUGAUGCAUAUUCAACAACAAACCUCCUCACUCGGUCUUAGUACGCAUACAUUGCCAACGAUCUUGCCCUCACGACGUUUACAACAGUCAAUGAUGGAUGCUUAUUUGAAUGAUUAUAACUCAUUUCAACCGAAUACAAUCGAUCCCAAACAAUUACAAUCGUAUUUAUUUAUUGAUCUGUAUUCGACAUCGAGUGAAACAUGCCCUGAUGGUGUUUCAAGACCCUAUAUGAAUGACAAUACAACAACAAGUGGUUAUGAUACAUCGACAGGCGGAGAAGAUCGACGUUUUCAAAAUCACAUGCGCUAUCGUCAUCGUCGAGGAUAUUACUACAAUCAAAAACAACGACGGCGUUCAUCGAGAACAUUCAAACGAUCUCGUGGUCCUCGAUUUCUUAUGCGUGAACGCUCAUUACCAAGUAAUCUUCUCAAACUUCCACAACUUCGUCACGAUCAUCGUUUUUCGACCAUGCGAACCAGUCACAGCAGCAGCACCGCUAGUAAUCCAAAUCUUGAUUUCAUUUCCACGAAUGCAUCGACAACAACAGAUGAUUACGACGAAAGUCACGCGUAUCAUGUUCAACAUAGUCGUACGAUGAAUACGAUCGAAGAAGAAGAAAAUCCAGCGAUGAUUUCCAGAACCUAUUCGCAACAACCGUACUUGUUUGAGAUGGUCUCUACGAUUCGUGGUGAUGACAGUGAUAUGCCAAAUUACGAAGACAUUCGAAUGCCAUACAAAAUAUGUCCAAUCAGAGGAGAUGGUAUUGCUUACGUAAACGAUUCGAUUAUUGUGUAA
Molecule: messenger RNA, 1638 nt
Organism: Adineta ricciae
Lineage: Eukaryota; Metazoa; Rotifera; Eurotatoria; Adinetida; Adinetidae
Source: the annotation of a GenBank genome assembly